AUGAGCGCGCCCGAGGUGGAGCCGCUCGUGUGCCGCAAAUACGAGAUUAAGAGGCGCCUGGGCAAGGGGGCCUAUGGCAUCGUCUGGAAAGCAAUUGACCGCAAGACAGGAGAUACAGUUGCUGUUAAAAAGAUUUUUGAUGCUUUCAGGAACAGAACAGAUGCUCAGAGAACAUUUCGAGAGAUCAUGUUCCUGCAGGAAUUUGGGGAACAUCCAAAUAUCAUCAAGCUGCUCGAUGUUAUCCAAGCAGAGAAUGACAAGGACAUCUACCUCAUCUUCGAGUCCAUGGAGACAGAUUUACAUGCUGUAAUUAAGAAGGGGAAUUUGCUGAAAGACAUCCACAAGUGUUACAUUCUUUACCAACUCCUGAAGGCAACUAAAUUCAUCCACUCGGGGAAUGUUAUUCACAGGGAUCAGAAGCCUUCCAAUGUCCUGCUGGAUGCACAGUGCUGUGUGAAGCUGUGUGACUUUGGCCUGGCCCGUUCCCUGUGCCAGCUGGGCAAGGAGCAGCCCAGCCCUGCACUCACCGAGUACGUGGCCACGCGCUGGUACCGAGCGCCCGAGAUCCUGCUGGCCUCUCGCAAUUACACUAAGGGUGUAGACAUGUGGAGCAUUGGCUGUAUUCUUGGAGAGAUGCUGCUUGGAAAGCCCCUUUUUCCUGGAACAUCAACAAUGAAUCAAAUAGAGCAGAUCCUAAGGGUCAUCCCUGCUCCAUCCCCAGAAGAUAUUUUGGCUCUGCAGUCAGAGUACAAGGCCUCAGUUAUUAACCACAUGAGUUCCCGGCAGCGAGUAGCAUUUGAAGAGAUUUUCCCAUCCUCUACUCCGCUGCCUGCCUUGGAUCUGCUGAAGAAACUUCUGGUAUUUAACCCUGACAAACGCCUCACAGCAGAGGAGGCUCUGCAGCAUCCUUAUGUGAGCAGAUUCCACUGUCCUUCCAGGGAACCUUCUUUGGAUUUUGAUGUGAUCCUUCCUUUGGGUGAUGAUGUCCAGCUGUCUGUGGCAGAAUAUAGAAAUAAAUUAUAUGAGAUGAUCCUUGAAAAGAAAUCAAAGGGCCUUCCAAAGGAGCAAGUGCAGAGAGAAAACAUUCAGCUGAGCCAGUCUGAAUCCAACACACUUCUCCCAGGUUUCAGCUCAGUGACUGUACCCACCAAGAAGGGCCAGCAAGAACCAACACGCCCUCUUCUAAACCCUUCACAUGUGCACACUGGAGCCACAGGUGGGGUCCAGCCAGCAGAAUCCAGCCAGAACAAGGAUUUGGCCAGAACUAUGUGUCAGAGAUCACAGAUUAGUGUAAUGAUAUACAACCCCAUCACACACACUACUGUGCAGAGAAAUGCAAAUCCUGGUGCUGGGAUCAGGAACUGUUCUGCACCACCUCAACAGUCCAGAAUCUCCAACAAUGAGAAACUAGGGAGACAAAUGACAUGGCCAGACACUCGGCUCUCUCCUUCAAGUGUGCAGAACCUUUACAAUAAUCCCAGAAACUCUCAGCGUCACAGCAAAGAUGUUCAUCCCCUUCUGAAGCCCAGUAAGAAGAUGUUCCAGAUCACUGCAAAUGUGGAAGCUGCAGGUGAUCCAAGGGCAUCCAUGGGAAGCUACUCCCAGGCCUAUGGAACCAUCAGUAAAUCUGCACUGCAGAGUCUUCCGAUAGCAAAGGCCUCCAAAAACCCUGAGCAGUGACUGUGGAGAUGCUCCAGACAGGUUCUACUCUGCCUGUGAUGAAUGUUAUUCCCCCAGCUCUCUCAGCCUUUUGUACUGCUCCAAACCUGUCACCUCAUGAGCUGCAGUUACACUGUCAAGGAAGUCACUACUGAGCCAAGGCAGGAU
Messenger RNA from Cinclus cinclus, 1827 nucleotides. RefSeq names its product mitogen-activated protein kinase 15 (gene MAPK15). The record is from RefSeq and is a predicted model, not a curated record. The coding region runs from base 1 to 1680 and encodes 559 amino acids. The transcript has 14 exons. Gene Ontology annotation, biological process: protein phosphorylation; intracellular signal transduction. Gene Ontology annotation, cellular component: cytoplasm; nucleus. Lineage: Eukaryota; Metazoa; Chordata; Aves; Passeriformes; Cinclidae. Gene Ontology annotation, molecular function: ATP binding; MAP kinase activity.